AUGCAGGCUCACCUCACCCCCCAGCAUUGCUGGAACAGUCUCCCCAGCCCCAGUGUUCGUGAGGCGGCUUCCAUGUAUAGUACUGCUGUGGCCAUCUUCUUGGUCAUCCUGGUGGCUGCACUGCAGAGCUCAGAGCCUCCAGAGAGCCCCUUCCCCUACCACAUUCUCCUGGACCCCGAUGGAAUCCUGGAGCUCUCAUGGAACAUCAGCUAUGUCCAGGAGGUCAUCCACUUCCAGCUCAAGGUGCAAGGGCUGAGGGCUGGGGUUCUAUUUGGAAUGUCAGAUCGAGGUGAGCUGGAGAACGCCGACCUCAUCAUGCUCUGGACUGAUGGGAACAGAUCCUACUUUGCGGAUGCCUGGAGUGACCAGAAGGGGCAGAUCCAUCUAGAUGCCCAGCAGGACUGCCAGCUGCUCCAGGUGCAGAGGACUUCAGAUGGCCUAUCCCUGCUCUUCAAGAGGCCCUUUGUCACCUGUGAUCCCAAUGAUUACCUCAUUGAGGUAGGCUACCCAGUCCAGGAGAACAGUUCUCGGAACUGUCACUGCACCCUACGGUGUCAGGUCAAGGGCUCUCCCUCCAUAGGAAGCCUGAGGUAGGGCCUACACUUGGACGCUCUCCCCGUGGACAUGUAGUCAAUGUUCCUUCCAGAUGUGGUUCCACCUUUUCAGGAAUAGUCUAUGUGGUGUUCUGUUCCUCUGCAGUAUGAGGCCGUUGUCACUGAGGGUAAUGAGGCUCUGGUGCACCACAUGGAAGUCUUCCAAUGUGCAGCUGAGUUUAAGAGCUUUCCCCUCUUCAAUGGACCCUGUGACUCCAAAAUGAAGCCUGACCGACUCAACUACUGUCGCCACGUGCUGGCUGCAUGGGCCCUGGGUGCCAAGGCAUUUUACUACCCAGAGGAAGCUGGUGUUGCCUUUGGGGGCCAGGGGUCUUCCCGGUAUCUCCGACUCGAAGUUCACUAUCACAAUCCACGGAACAUACAAGGCCGGCGUGACUCCUCUGGCAUUCGCCUAUACUACACAGCCACUCUUCGGCAAUUCAAUGCAGGCAUCAUGGAGCUGGGCCUGGUGUACACACCCGUGAUGGCCAUCCCCCCUCAGGAGACCGCGUUUGUCUUGACUGGCUACUGCACAGACAAGUGCACCAUGUUGGCACUGCCAACCUCUGGAAUCCACAUCUUCGCCUCACAGCUCCAUACACACCUGACUGGUAGGAAGGUGGUCACUGUGCUCGCCCGGGAUGGCCAAGAGAGGAUGGUCGUGAACAGAGACAACCACUACAGCCCCCACUUCCAGGAGAUCAGAAUGCUGAAGAAGGUUGUGUCUGUCUUCCCGGGGGACGUACUCAUCACUUCUUGCACGUACAACACAGAAGGCAAGAAGCUGGCCACAGUGGGAGGUUUUGGAAUCUUGGAGGAGAUGUGUGUCAACUACGUGCACUACUACCCCCAGACAGAGCUGGAGCUCUGCAAGAGUGCUGUGAAUGACGGCUACCUCCAGAAAUACUUCCACCAGGUUAACAGUUUCAACAAUGAGGAGGUCUGCACCUGUCCCCAGGCCUCUGUCCCCGAGCAGUUCACCUCCGUGCCCUGGAACUCUUACAACCGUGAUAUGCUCAAGGCUCUGUACCGCUUUGCCCCCAUCUCCAUGCAUUGCAACAAGACCUCAGCUGUCCGCUUCCAGGGUGAGUGGAAUCUGCAGCCUCUGCCGGAGAUCACAUCCACACUGAAAGACCGCACCCCAAACUGCCCAAAUGGACAGGCUGUGAGCCGCACUAGCCCCGCCACCGUCAUCAACUGGGGCCAGGGCUGA
Molecule: messenger RNA, 1806 nt
Organism: Cricetulus griseus (Chinese hamster)
Lineage: Eukaryota; Metazoa; Chordata; Mammalia; Rodentia; Cricetidae
Source: RefSeq, a predicted model, not a curated record